This is a messenger RNA of Chionomys nivalis (European snow vole), 7799 nucleotides long. RefSeq names its product ATP binding cassette subfamily C member 9 (gene Abcc9). Gene Ontology annotation, biological process: transmembrane transport; potassium ion transport. The transcript is spliced from 40 exons. The record is from RefSeq and is a predicted model, not a curated record. Gene Ontology annotation, molecular function: ABC-type transporter activity; sulfonylurea receptor activity; ATP hydrolysis activity. Gene Ontology annotation, cellular component: membrane. The coding region runs from base 447 to 5096 and encodes 1549 amino acids. Lineage: Eukaryota; Metazoa; Chordata; Mammalia; Rodentia; Cricetidae.
GUGGCCCCGACUGGGGAGGGUCUGGGUGGAGAGGGUCCCGGGUCCGGAGGAUCCCGGGCCUCAGGCGAUGUGCCCUGUGCUUCUGCGGUUUCCUGCCUGGGCGCGGCGGAGUCCGCCAGGCCCGCAGCGCAGCGCAGCUCAGCAGCGCAGCGGAGGAGAAACGCGAUAGGAGGCAGCAGCUGGCCUCCCACCCACCCUAAAAAUAAUCCUCCCGCCGGCUGUCCGACCGACCAGGGAGGAAAACUUGCUGUCCCAUGGAGCGCGCGAGCUCCUCGGCUUGCUACAGAGCGAUCACCGACCGCUUUGAAGAGUCACCGGCUGAGUCCGGUGCACUGGUUUGAAAUAUACUUCUUCAGACCGUGGGCAGGCGUUUGGAAGGUAGCUCGAGUGGCCAGUAGGGGGACUGAGGACAGGAGCCAAACUCAAGGCUAAUCAAAUAAGAAGAAAUGAGCCUUUCAUUCUGUGGGAACAACAUCUCCUCAUAUAACAUCUAUUAUGGUGUCCUCCAAAACCCCUGCUUUGUGGACGCACUCAACCUGGUCCCUCACGUCUUCCUUUUGUUUAUCACCUUCCCAAUACUGUUCAUUGGAUGGGGGAGCCAAAGCUCAAAGGUGCAAAUUCAUCACAACACCUGGCUUCAUUUUCCCGGACACAACCUGAGAUGGAUUCUGACGUUCGCACUCCUGUUUGUCCAUGUCUGUGAAAUAGCAGAAGGCAUUGUUUCAGACUCGAGGCGGGCAUCCAGGCACCUCCAUCUUUUCAUGCCGGCUGUGAUGGGAUUUAUUGCCACCACAACGUCCAUCGUGUAUUAUCAUAACAUCGAAACAUCCAAUUUCCCGAAAUUGCUUUUAGCUUUAUUCCUAUAUUGGGUGAUGGCCUUUAUUACAAAGACAAUAAAGUUGGUCAAAUACUGGCAGUUGGGGUGGGGAGUGUCAGAUCUGCGCUUCUGCAUCACAGGCGUGAUGGUAAUCUUGAACGGGCUGCUGAUGGCUGUGGAGAUCAACGUCAUUCGGGUCAGAAGAUAUGUUUUCUUCAUGAAUCCUCAGAAAGUGAAGCCUCCCGAAGACCUCCAGGACCUGGGUGUGAGGUUCCUCCAGCCAUUUGUGAAUUUACUCUCCAAAGCAACAUACUGGUGGAUGAACACGCUAAUCAUAUCUGCUCACAGGAAGCCUAUUGAUCUGAAGGCGAUUGGAAAGCUGCCGAUUGCAAUGAGGGCAGUGACAAAUUAUGUUUGCCUGAAGGAUGCCUAUGAAGAACAAAAGAAAAAAGUUGCAGACCAUCCCAACCGAACCCCAUCCAUAUGGCUGGCCAUGUACAGAGCUUUUGGGAGACCAAUUUUGCUGAGCAGCACGUUCCGAUACUUAGCUGACUUGCUGGGGUUUGCUGGUCCUCUCUGUAUUUCUGGAAUUGUCCAGAGUGUGAAUGAAACCAAGAACAAGACAAACAGCACAGCAGGAAUUUCAGAGACACUCUCAUCGAAGGAAUUCCUGGACAAUGCCUACGUGCUGGCGGUCUUGCUCUUCCUGGCCCUUAUCCUACAAAGGACGUUUCUGCAGGCGUCCUACUAUGUGACCAUAGAGACUGGCAUCAACCUCCGCGGGGCGCUACUGGCUAUGAUAUACAAUAAAAUCCUUCGGCUCUCCACUUCCAACCUAUCCAUGGGUGAGAUGACCCUGGGACAGAUCAACAACUUGGUUGCCAUAGAAACCAAUCAGCUCAUGUGGUUCUUGUUCCUGUGUCCCAAUCUGUGGGCCAUGCCUGUUCAGAUCAUAAUGGGGGUAAUCCUGCUGUACAAUUUGCUUGGAUCAAGUGCUCUGGUUGGUGCUGCUGUCAUUGUGCUCCUUGCCCCAAUUCAGUACUUCAUUGCGACGAAGCUAGCUGAGGCGCAGAAGAGCACGCUGGAUUAUUCCACCGAGAGGCUGAAAAAGACCAAUGAGAUACUGAAAGGCAUCAAGCUCCUUAAGCUGUAUGCCUGGGAGCACAUUUUCUGCAAGAGUGUGAAGGAGACGAGAAUGAAGGAGCUCUCCAGCCUCAAAACCUUCGCGCUCUACACAUCCCUCUCCAUCUUCAUGAAUGCAGCAAUCCCCAUCGCGGCUGUUCUUGCAACGUUUGUGACGCAUGCGUAUGCCAGUGGAAACAACCUGAAGCCUGCAGAGGCUUUUGCCUCCCUGUCUCUCUUCCAUAUCCUGGUCACACCCCUCUUCCUGCUGUCCACAGUGGUCAGAUUUGCGGUCAAAGCCAUCAUCAGUGUUCAAAAGUUGAAUGAGUUUCUCUUGAGUGACGAGAUUGGCGAUGACAGCUGGAGGACUGGGGAGGGCACACUGCCUUUUGAGUCCUGUAAGAAGCACACUGGAGUGCAAUCAAAGCCAAUAAACAGGAAGCAGCCUGGAAGAUACCACCUGGACAACUAUGAGCAACCACGUCGUCUUCGGCCCCCAGAGACAGAGGAUAUCGCAAUAAAGGUGACAAAUGGAUACUUUUCAUGGGGCAGUGGUUUAGCUACGUUAUCCAAUAUCGACAUUAGAAUUCCAACAGGUCAGUUAACCAUGAUCGUGGGCCAAGUGGGGUGUGGGAAAUCAUCUCUUCUCCUUGCCAUCCUUGGGGAGAUGCAGACCCUGGAAGGAAAAGUUUACUGGAGCAAUGUAAAUGAAUCUGAGCCUUCCUUUGAAGCAACCCGAAGCAGGAGCAGGUAUUCUGUGGCUUACGCUGCCCAGAAGCCCUGGCUUCUAAAUGCAACAGUCGAGGAAAACAUCACUUUUGGAAGUCCUUUCAACAGACAGAGGUACAAAGCUGUUACCGACGCCUGCUCUCUCCAGCCAGAUAUUGAUUUGUUACCGUUCGGAGACCAAACUGAAAUUGGAGAGAGGGGCAUCAACCUGAGUGGGGGCCAGAGGCAAAGGAUCUGUGUGGCCCGGGCGCUCUACCAAAACACCAACAUUGUCUUCUUGGACGACCCAUUCUCUGCCCUGGAUAUCCACCUGAGCGAUCACCUGAUGCAGGAAGGAAUUCUGAAGUUCCUCCAGGAUGACAAGAGGACGGUUGUCCUUGUGACUCACAAGUUGCAGUACCUGACCCACGCAGACUGGAUCAUAGCCAUGAAGGACGGGAGUGUGCUACGAGAAGGGACUUUGAAAGACAUUCAGACCAAGGAUGUGGAGCUUUACGAGCACUGGAAAACUCUCAUGAAUCGACAAGACCAAGAACUGGAGAAGGACAUGGAAGCAGACCAGACGACAUUAGAGAGAAAGACUCUCCGAAGAGCCAUGUACUCAAGAGAGGCCAAAGCACAGAUGGAGGAUGAAGAUGAAGAGGAAGAGGAGGAGGAAGACGAGGAUGAUAACAUGUCAACUGUGAUGAGGCUCAGGACAAAGAUGCCCUGGAAGACCUGUUGGUGGUACCUCACUUCAGGAGGGUUCUUCUUACUCUUCCUCAUGAUCUUCUCUAAGCUUCUGAAGCACUCAGUGAUUGUGGCAAUAGACUACUGGCUGGCUACAUGGACAUCCGAAUACAGCAUAAACCACACCGGGAAAGCUGACCAGACGUUCUACGUGGCUGGAUUUAGCAUUCUCUGUGGAGUUGGCAUCUUUCUUUGCCUCGUCACCUCCCUCACUGUAGAAUGGAUGGGCCUCACAGCUGCCAAGAACCUCCACUACAAUCUCCUGAAUAAAAUAAUCCUUGGACCAAUAAGGUUCUUUGAUACCACACCCCUGGGACUGAUUCUCAAUCGGUUUUCUGCUGAUACUAAUAUCAUUGACCAGCACAUCCCUCCAACCUUGGAAUCGCUGACCCGCUCCACCCUGCUCUGCUUGUCGGCUAUCGGGAUGAUCUCCUAUGCCACGCCUGUGUUCCUUGUCGCCCUGGUGCCCCUUGGUGUCGCCUUUUAUUUCAUCCAGAAAUACUUCCGAGUUGCUUCUAAGGAUCUCCAGGAACUUGAUGACAGCACCCAGCUCCCCCUACUUUGCCACUUCUCAGAAACAGCUGAAGGACUCACCACUAUCCGGGCCUUCAGGCAUGAAACCAGAUUCAAACAACGCAUGCUAGAGCUGACAGACACAAACAACAUUGCCUACUUAUUUCUCUCAGCUGCCAACAGAUGGCUGGAGGUCAGGACGGACUACCUGGGAGCCUGCAUUGUCCUCACGGCCUCCAUCGCAUCCAUCAGUAGCGGAUCUUCCAAUUCUGGACUAGUGGGCUUGGGCCUUCUGUACGCCCUCACGAUAACCAAUUAUUUGAAUUGGGUUGUGAGGAAUUUGGCUGACCUGGAGGUCCAGAUGGGCGCAGUGAAGAAAGUGAACAGUUUCUUGACUAUGGAGUCUGAGAACUACGAAGGCACCAUGGAUCCUUCCCAAGUCCCAGAACAUUGGCCACAGGAAGGCGAGAUCAGGAUUCAUGAUCUAUGUGUCAGAUAUGAAAAUAACCUGAAGCCUGUUCUGAAACACGUCAAGGCUUACAUCAAACCUGGGCAGAAGGUGGGCAUUUGUGGUCGUACUGGAAGUGGGAAGUCGUCCUUAUCUCUGGCGUUCUUCAGAAUGGUCGACAUAUUUGAUGGAAAGAUAGUCAUUGAUGGGAUAGAUAUUUCCAAACUGCCCCUGCACACAUUACGCUCUAGACUGUCCAUCAUUCUCCAGGACCCGAUCCUGUUCAGCGGCUCUAUCAGGUUCAACUUGGAUCCUGAGUGCAAGUGCACGGACGACAGGCUGUGGGAGGCUCUGGAAAUCGCCCAGCUGAAGAAUAUGGUGAAAUCUCUGCCAGGAGGCCUAGAUGCUACUGUCACUGAAGGUGGGGAAAACUUUAGCGUCGGCCAGAGGCAGCUGUUCUGCUUGGCCAGGGCCUUCGUGCGAAAAAGCAGUAUACUCAUCAUGGACGAAGCCACAGCCUCCAUUGACAUGGCCACGGAAAACAUUUUGCAGAAGGUGGUAAUGACAGCCUUUGCGGAUCGCACAGUCGUGACCAUAGCUCACCGAGUCCAUACCAUUUUGACGGCAGACCUGGUUAUCGUGAUGAAGCGAGGAAACAUUUUGGAAUAUGACACCCCAGAAAGUCUCUUGGCCCAGGAAGAUGGGGUGUUUGCCUCGUUCGUUCGUGCGGACAUGUGAGGGGAUGCCUUUGCAGUACUGCUCAGAUUCAAGCGCCUGCAGUCAGCACACCGAGGGAGCCUCACCUUGGCCUUCAUAGGGCGGCACUCUAAGCUUCAGCGAAUUUCUGUAUGGAAAGCUGAGGUCUCUGUUUCAUGCUUGGUGUAACAGUUUCCUGAGAUACACUUCUUGUAGCUUCAUCCAUAGCUUAUUUUUCUAAUGACCAGGCCAGGUUAGAAUACUAAGCUAGGUUAACACAUCAAGCUACCAUAAGAGGUGAGUCAGUUUGAAUUAAGCCUGGUCAAUGUCUGUCACACAUGGGAGCUGAGGUGAGUCCUCUGUAUAACCACACUUCCUGGGAAGACUAACCUUGCCUUGCUGUUGGGUGCCCAUGUGGGAAGAGAGUAAAAAAAAAAAAAAAUCAUUUUCUAAUGAAAUACUCAAGGUCAUGAUCAACCUUAGGAGAGUAUUUUCUAUGCUUUUAACAUUAGUAAUGCUGGUUUUUUUUUCAUUUUUCUCUUUAAAUAAUUUCCUGUCACCAAAAAAGAUCACAUUUUUGGCAUUUCUGUAAAGCCAGCCUCUUCCAAGAGAAAGAUCACAGCAAGGGGUUGAAUAUUUGAAAACUUUUUACAUGUCUCUGAUUUCCUCUGUCCAGUAAGGAGAAAGUUCAAGUUAGCUUCCAUCCUGCAGUGAUAGGUCAGUGAAGCUUUCUGGAGUUUAGUUCAGCCAGGUAAUGACUCUAAACCCUGAAAUGCUAUCUUAUUCAGGACUCAAAAAAUAUAGGUAAAUGGCCUUAUCCAUCACACACACAUGCAUGCACUCUCUCUGUCUCUGCCUGUCUCUCUCUAUCUCUCUCUCUAUAUAUAUAUGUGCAUAUAAAUGUACACACAUAUAUAAUUUUCAUGCCACAUCUUAGCUGUAUGUUAAUCUUGACAAGUACACAUUCCUCAAGGGUACCAGAUUCCCUACAAUACUUUUCUGUGGGAGAGUUACAUAGGUAAUGAGUGCUUAUUUGUUCUUGACAAAUUUACCCAUAGACAUUGAUGACACACAUGUGGCCAUUUGUUUUGUUAUCAUUUUAGUGCGCAAGAAUGUACCAGAAAUCUGCAGGCUAUUGGUGUCCUAUUUUACCUAGAUGCUAGUUAGUAAAGUCUAGCUUGCUGGAUAUUUGUUUCGCUGUUAUUCUAGCUAAACUCUUGCCCGUCUGAUACAAGCAUUGCUGAGUUUCAUAUCAGAGUCUUCACACAUUGCAAGAUCUCCAAGACUCAUAAUUGAUACGUAAUGCAUUUGUUUCAAGACUUAAUAUUCUUGUAUAUCAGAAUAUAUUAAUGAGCCUUCAGAGAUACAGAACCCUAUAUUGUAAGGACUUCAUGAAGAUGGACAAAAAUGGUUCCAAUUGCUUUGCUUAAGUCACCACCAUUUUUGUCCCACAUAUAAAACUUUAUUAGGAGAAAAUAAUGUUCUAGUUGCAGAAAGUCAGCAGAUCACAGUCAUUACUGAAAAAUUCAAUCUCAAAAUUACUUUGCAAAAAUUUGACUAAUCUACUAAAACACUGUUGGUUUGAAAAAGUUCUGUUGGGGCUGAAUAUCCAUGAUGUUUAUUAUGAAGUCACACUUCCUCUCACAUGGAGAGGUUUGUCUAUAGACGUAGCCCCUUCAGAUGCAAAACUACACUAUCCUGUACACAAGGGAUCUUUGGGUCCCUAGAACCUUUACUUACUUCAGUUGAGUAAAUAUUUGAUUAUCUGUGAAACCAAACCUACCAGAUGGAGUCAGGGGGAUAUUCUCAGUCAGGUAAUUAUAUAUUAUUUUGUUCGUGUUACCUUCAAUGACAGAAAGGAGUUUGUAGGCAAAAUUUCUCUGUGCCUUGGCAGCCACUCCCAAAUAAAUACUCAGAUACUUAGUACUAAUUAUAAAUGCUCGACUGAUAACUUAGGCUUGUCUCUAGUCAGCUCUUAUAACUUAAAUUAACUCACUUGUAUUAUUCUAUGUGCUACCCGAGGUUUGUUUACCUCAUCUAUAAACUUCCCAGGUUGCUGCUUCUGUGUCUGGCUUGCAACUCUCCAACUCUACCCUUCUUCUUCCCAGAAUUCUCUCUGCUCCCUCAAAUCCUGCCUUGCUAUGGGUCAAUCAGCUUUUUAUUAACAAGGAGAGCAACACAUCUUCACAGUGUACAGAGAUUGUUCCAUAGAAAGCAUUUUUACUACUUGUUUUAAGAAAAAUGUCAUGGAAAAAAAUAAUCUCAACAGAGUUAAACUUUGCAUUCAUCUAACCAAAUCAACCUCAUAAAUAUUUACUCUUUACUAUCUAUAAAAAUAAUUAAGACAAGAAAGUUCAUAGCAAAAUGACAGGGUUAUUGGUGUCAUUGUUCAAGUAAAGAUCGUUUCCCUCAGAGAUCGUGACCCCCUACUAUUUCUCACUGAAUCUAGAUUACGUACCAUAAGAUCUUUCUAAGUAACUGGUAUUAUGAUCUGUACUAUACCUUGUUUAUCUUUGUGCCCUUAGCAUUAAAGACAAAUAUAUAACUCCACAUAUAUAUGGCAAUUUAUCAGUUGAUUCUUUUUACUGCUAGCCACACAGCUGUAACUAUGGGUUACUCUUUACUAGUCCUUGUUAUGUUUAUUCUAUUUAUUCUCAGUAUAUUAAAUUUGUUUAUGAUGUACUUGUAUGUUUACUCUCUAUAGUUCAUGAGAACAUAUUGGCUUAUCUAACAUAAUAAACUAGU